This is a messenger RNA of Durio zibethinus, 2302 nucleotides long. RefSeq names its product protein DGS1, mitochondrial. Gene Ontology annotation, cellular component: mitochondrial outer membrane. The record is from RefSeq and is a predicted model, not a curated record. Lineage: Eukaryota; Viridiplantae; Streptophyta; Magnoliopsida; Malvales; Malvaceae.
GCAUGCUCUCUAGACCCCGCCUCAACUUAAGCGCAGAAAAACCAUAAGACAAGACUGAAUUGGUUUUAAAUUUUUUUGUCCGAGCCGUGAUCGAAAGCUUGGAAACAGACCUGGAGAAGACAAGUCUCAAGUUCCAGUCGGUUGGCUCGGUUGAAAAUCAGCUUCUGCAAUUACAAGUCGAAAAAAAGUAUGGAAGCUACACCUGGCGGAAACGAAUCUUCAAGGGAUGUUAAAACCCUAAUCUCAUUUUAUUCUAACUUUCUAUGGAACAGACUGUCCACUUUGAUUCGUUCUUCCCCUUCUAUUUUUCUCCAGAAAAUCUCAAAUCUGUCUCGCCAAACGACUCUUCCUAUCUCUACGACACGCAGGGCCGGUCUCCCUCUCCCAUUGCCUUCCAACUCAUUCAACUUCACUCCGACGACGCCAGAGGCAUCGAGAGUUUAUGAAGUUCUGAAUGAUAUAAUGGAUCGCUCCAUUUUAAAUUUGCAUAAAAUUCAAAAUAAUUUGCAAUUUUGGCAAUCUAGAGCGGAGGGUUCUAAUGCAAGGAAAGUUUACUUCAUGAUUUUUGAGCGAGGGCCACGAGCUUUUGUUAAUGGAACGGUUCAACUCAUUCAUGAAAGUGUUGCUGAUGGUUCAGCAAUGCAGCAUCUUUCCCAUUCUGCAUCUGCCUACAUCUCUGAAAGGAUUGCUGUCUUGUCUGCCUUAAGGUGUUCAGUUUCAACUUUUUUGGCUGAGUUUUAUGUGGAGGUUUACAAAUGUGGAGAGGAGUUUGUAAACGAUUCAGAGAAAUCAUUUUCCUCACUAAUGAUCAUUCUUAAUGGUUUAUUUUCUAAGUUGGAGGUAUCAAUUGGCCAUCUUCAUGCAUUAAGUCAGAGUGAUUCUUCUGUUGAUGGAACCUAUUCAUUUCCCAAAUUAUUUGAGAAAUUGCCAGAAAUCAAUCAGGAAAAGUCUCAACGGACAGAUUGUGAAAUUAGUGAUGUUGUCAACUUGGUUUAUAAGAAUCUACAAGAAUUAGACUCUUACUUAGCUCUCAUGGUAGCUAAACACCAAAAACCAAGGAAGUUAACUCGUAACUGGAUCCAGUACACAUGUGGUGCAGUUGGUCUUUCAGUUUGUUCUUUUUGGCUCCUACGACAUAGCCGUUUGAUGGGAAGUUCUGACAUUGACAACUGGAUUCGUGAAGCAAAGGAGUCAACAGUUAGCUUCUUUAAUGACCAUGUAGAGCAACCGCUUUUGUCAAUUAGAGAUGAACUUUUGGAUACAUUUAAGAAAAGGCAAAAAGGUGUGAUGGAUAUGGAGGAAGUGCAGUUGACUUCCAAUUCUCUCCACAGAAUGUUAUUGGCCUUCAGCGAGCAGACAAACGGUAAAGAAUUCCUAGAGAGUGCAUCGGACCAGGAAAUGCUUGAGAUAGUUAUGUUAAGAUAUGAAAAGGAACUUAUGCAUCCUAUCCAGAAUCUUCUCAAUGGAGAGCUUGCUCGCGCUCUGCUCAUCCAGGUUCAGAAGUUGAAACUGGAUAUUGAGAUGGCAAUGCUUGAACUGGAUCAGAUUCUCAGAGCAAAUGAAAUCAACUUUGCAAUCCUAGCUGCCUUGCCAGCAUUCUUUCUAUCUCUUGGGCUGGUUGUAGUUGUGCGUGCAUGGCUUAGACAGGAUACUAGAGCAGCAGGCAGGGGAAGAAUUGCUAGAAUCCAAAGGAGGCUACUUAUUGUGGAGGUUGAGAAAACAAUUAUGCAGUAUCAAACUUAUGUUGACCAAGGGCUGGAAAAUGAUGCACAAUGCAUGUUUGGAAUGUUGAUUUAUUGUCUGGAUCGCUUAUAUCAUGCCGUUAGAAGACAUGCGAAAGCAACUGGUGAAUGGCAAUGUUUGAAACAGGAUAUAAUUGAUUUGGGAAAGCCUGAUCUUCAAACUGCAUACAAGCUAAUUGUGACAACACGCAUGGAACGGGUGUAUGACUGUUUGCUUCCUUCACUCAAGCGCCAAUAGAUCUUUACCUUUACUUUAGAAAAAAAAAGAAAAGAAAAAUUGUUCUUAAAUUCCUCUUCCCCUGCCUUCUUGAAUUGCUGUUGCAUCAAAUUUUUUAAAGGGGAUUGCAUAAUUUUGAUCCAAGCUUUGAGACAGCCAAAGUUCGGUGCUGUUUUGUCUUUGGUAUUUCCCUGCUUACUUCAAGUUUCACUUUUCAAGGAAUUUUUGUGAAGUGGGCGAGUUAAGAAUUGGCUCAACGUUUACUUUUGCAGUUGUUAAGCCUGAAGGGUGCGUGAUGAACAUUUGUGAAUUGUGAAUUUAAUUUAGGGAUAUUGCUGCUCUU